Molecule: messenger RNA, 1804 nt
Organism: Pezoporus flaviventris
Lineage: Eukaryota; Metazoa; Chordata; Aves; Psittaciformes; Psittacidae
Gene: FAM180B
Product: family with sequence similarity 180 member B
Exons: 3
Coding region: 967-1578 (203 amino acids)
Source: RefSeq, a predicted model, not a curated record
AACUUGUUGAGAAAGGUGUGAGUAUCAGCUCCACCUCCUCUCUUUUCUGGGCCUUUUCCCCUUUAAGCUCAGGGAGAUGGUACUGUUACUUCUUUAUACAUAUCUAUUUGUAUAACGCUGGCAUCCCAGAAACUGCUGGAGAAGCCAGGACCAUACUGUGCCAUGCAGAAUAGAAAUAUAGAACAGCUUGACUGGGGAUUGGGCCCUAAGAAAAGUGCAAAGAUGUGUAGAGAACAUCGAUCUGCUGUGAAGGGAAUCAGAUGUAGUUUCAGCCUUGUAAUUCACAACAUCUAAGGAAAACUGUGCUUAUCAUAACCCCCAGGUCUUGUCACAGGAAAGGACCAUGAGGGGCUAAAGCCUGCCUGGCUCUGAUCCUUGCUGUUUGCUGUACCAAGUUCUCCCUCUGGGAGGUUUGAUACAGAACUGAGCAAAUGACGUUUCUUCUGCCUGUUUGUAUGUUUUGGCUGCUAUUGCUCUUCCCUGAAUCUGCUUCCAUGAAUCAUGGAUAAGCCUGCUGGCCUUAUCUGUUUGUGACAGUUCAGGGCCGGUUGCAGAUUCUGAAACUCAGGAAAAAGGAAAACAGAAAAUGAAGCCAAAGAGCCGAGCAGAAGUGUCACAGAGAUGUGACAGAGGUGCAGUGCGGACACGGAAGGGACCUCCCUUCUUCAGAGUCAUUUGUGUAGUGCAAACGAUAGCUUCCUACAAUACACUGCAGCGGGAAGCCAGUCUUUGGAAAAGAAGCUUAAACGAUUCUGCCAAAAACUUUGCAACAAAGUCUUCCAAGUUUCCGAAAUACGAUGGAAAAUAUCCUUCGGGGUCAGCAAGUUGAACUGCAAGCCCUUCCCAGGACUGUAACCAGAAACACAGAAAGAGGGAUCUGUUCCAACAGAGGCUGCUGGGACCAGAAGCAGCAGGGGAGGACACCACUGCAAACAGCCUUCACUCCACGCAGGGCACUGUCCGUGCAUGGGUGGGAGCAGUGCUGCUAUGGCCCCGGAGCAGGUCAAUGCCUGGCUGAUCCUGUGCGUGUUUGCUGGAUCCCAGAGGCUCACAGAUGAACAUCCUUACAGCAGGGAUGGUGCCGGCGCCAACACUCCCCAUCGCAGCCCAGAGGAUGCUGACAUCGUGUUAGAGAUGCUGUGGGGAGGGCUGGAUGUUCAGGCCAACAGCACAGUCCGGCUGCGGGAUGAAGAGCUGGCCUCCCUGCGCCCGGCACGGUGGUUCAUGCACGUUUUAGAGGAGGAAGUUCCCAAAACACCAGCAGAGAUUGAGCAGCACCUGAGCUACUAUUCACUGACUGAUACCCCCUUGCCUCCAGUGGGGUUUGACCGCCUGCUUUUCACCAGUGUUUACUGUGCCUAUCAGGUUCGCUCCACGCAGGGUCUGGAUAAAAAUCUCUGGAUUGGUUUUUUCUCCCAACUGGUGGAUGAAAUCUUUCGUGACCUCUGCAAGGGGCUCUGCCCUGCAAACACCACCCUGCUCCUGGCUUCCUGGCCCUGGAAGGAGAAGCCUUCUCAUUUAGCAUCCCUGAAACAUCUCUACCGCUCUAACCUGGCCAGGACCAAGAGAGACACUUAAUAAAGGAAACUACCAUAGGAAAGGACACACCUGACUUCAGCUGCAUCCUUGGUUAUGUUGGUUUCCACAUUAUUCAGGACUUUGUGCAAAUACACCACACCUUUUUGCCCUGCUCUCUGCGAUGCACUGCCAACUCUGUAAGGAUUUCUGCACAAGCUUUUAAGUUAAAUAGGACAAAACCAUAAAGUGCAUUUCACUCUCUCCUUAUAAAGUGCAUUUCACUCUC